AUGGCCGAGGGAGGUUGGUGUUGGGAGCUUCAGAGUGUGGGCAGGCCUGGAAAAGGUGGUACUGUGGUGACAGAGCCAGAACUGAAGAAAGUGGCAUUGAGCGACGUGAAGGGUAGUGAUGGCCACUCCCAGGAAGGACCAACACAACCACCAAGGCCCAGUUAUAAGAAAGGGUUGUGCACAGGCCAAGUUCAGGGCGACUCCAGGCCAGGGAAUGAACGGGAGGCAGAUGGGUCUUUGGGGCUGCUCUGUACUUUGUCCUCUCUUCUAGUCUGCCCCCAGCCCUCUGCCCAUCGACUCUCCAUUGGCUCUCGGUCACAUCAUGCCCUCUCUCCUGCCAGUGUCCCACUCCCUGACCCUGCCAUACUGUCUCUAGACUUUCUGGACAAUGUGUGGUGGAUGAACAAGCAACUGCUCUAUUAUCAAGUCCUAAAUUUCAAAAUGAUUGUCUCUUCAACACUACUGAUCUGGAAGGGGUUAAUGGUAAUAACUGGAAGUGAAAGUCCAAUUAUAGUGAUGCUCAGUGGCAGCACGCAACCUGCAUUUCAUAAAGAUGAUCUCUUCCUAGCAAAUCGAGUUGAAGAUCCUGUCUGAGUGGGAGAAAUUGUCAUUUUUAGGAUAGAAGGAAGAGAGAUUCCUAUAGUUCACCGAGUCCUAAAGAUUCAUGAAAAAUUCGUUCCUUGUAUUGGAAUUGUGACGAUCCUCAUGAAUGACUAUCCUAAAUUUAAGUAUAUAGUACUGUUUUUGCUGCAUUUAUUUGUGCUGGUCCAUAAGUAG
Tupaia belangeri chinensis (Chinese tree shrew) is the source of this 777-nucleotide messenger RNA. RefSeq names its product signal peptidase complex catalytic subunit SEC11A-like. Lineage: Eukaryota; Metazoa; Chordata; Mammalia; Scandentia; Tupaiidae. Gene Ontology annotation, molecular function: peptidase activity. Gene Ontology annotation, cellular component: membrane; signal peptidase complex. The record is from RefSeq and is a predicted model, not a curated record.